Molecule: messenger RNA, 5423 nt
Organism: Hippoglossus stenolepis (Pacific halibut)
Lineage: Eukaryota; Metazoa; Chordata; Actinopteri; Pleuronectiformes; Pleuronectidae
Gene: camkk1a
Product: calcium/calmodulin-dependent protein kinase kinase 1, alpha a
Exons: 17
Coding region: 782-2320 (512 amino acids)
Biological process (GO): protein phosphorylation; activation of protein kinase activity; CAMKK-AMPK signaling cascade
Molecular function (GO): protein kinase activity; ATP binding
Source: RefSeq, a predicted model, not a curated record
CGAAUGAGCCCAUGUGAGAAUACAACAGGAGAUUACCUUGAGGAUUCACUGUGAGUGAGAGGGUGCGACGAUGAUGUUUACACUUGACAGGCACAAAACGGAAAAACAACAAAAGAGAUGGAAGAGAGGUGCUAUACGCGUAGAAGAUACUGACGAAGAUGCCAACGAGAUUCGAGAGCUUUUGGUGAGAGGGGCUGACGCCAGUGUUGAUGUGCUGUAAACAAAGACACCUGAUCACCAUUGUGGAAUUAAUGCGUUACUUCCUGCCUCCUGCAUGCUGCGCCACCCCUCGCCUGCCUACUCGGAUGUUUCUGUUAUUAUGAGAGUCUCUGUGCAGAGGAUCUCCUGCUGAGUUCUUCCUUUCUGAAAGGCCAACUCCAAACCCCGAUUUUUUCCAUAGUUCAUGUCUGAAACGGGCUCAAAUUUCCCAUGGGUAUCAUUAAAGUGAUUCUGACUGCUGUGACUUUAGGUGAGGCAUUUACCAACUCUAUGUCUGAGAAUGACUUCAUCUCAGCCUCAAGUGGUGCACAGCUUAGCCUGUAAGUUGUUUCAUCCCUCAGUCAUGAGGCGCAGGGCUGAAUCCAUCCUUUUUGAAUUUGCUUGAAGGAGGACUUCAGAUUGAAUCGCCUCCUCCAGUGCUGCGCAGUGGAAAAACAAUCACUCUGGUGGGACCCUGAACAUCCUGACCAUAGGCCAGCCAAGGUCACGUUGAUGCUGGUGGGCAACCCCCAGUAUUCUCCCCGCCACCUCCUCCUGCAUCGCUCCCAUCUUCCCACCGGCCAUGGCUACGAGCAGUGACCCUGGCUGCGAGAGGCUCGACCCUGACUGUGCCGAACAGGCCGCCAGUCUCACGGACAUCAUGGCUGCCAUGACGACGAAAGAUUCAAGCGGUUCGACUGCCAACGGCGUGAGAAACGGUGGGGCUCAACAGGAGGGGGCUCAGGCCAAGAGGACUCAUCCGUUGCGGCCUCACCUGACUGGAAGGAAGCUGUCGCUGCAGGAGAGGGGCACUUAUCUGUCAUCAGGCUCUGGAGGAGGCUACACACACAUCUCCCCUCGUGUGGCUCGCAGGCCCACGGUGGAAUCCAAACGUGUGUCUAUAUCUGACUCUCAGGACUGCAUCCAGUUGAACCAGUAUAAGCUGAAGAGUGAGAUUGGAAAGGGCUCUUAUGGUGUGGUCAAACUUGCCUACAACGAGGACGAUGACAAAAAUUAUGCCAUGAAGGUGGUGUCCAAGAAGAAGUUAAUAAAGCAGUGUGGUUUUCCACGCCGCCCACCCCCAAGAGGACCCAAGGCAGCCCAAGGGGAGCAGCCCAAAAUCUUAGGACCCCUGGAGAGGGUCUACCAAGAGAUCGCCAUCCUUAAAAAACUGGACCACAUCAACAUUGUCAAAUUGGUGGAGGUGCUGGAUGAUCCUGCGGAGGACAACCUUCACAUGGUGUUUGAGCUGAUGCGUAAAGGUCCAGUGAUGGAAGUGCCCACAGACGAUGCUUUUUCAGAGGAGCAGGCGAGGUUAUACUUCAGAGACAUCAUCCUGGGUAUAGAGUACUUGCACUAUCAGAAGAUUGUCCACCGGGACAUCAAGCCCUCCAACUUGUUACUGGGGGACGACGGCCACGUGAAGAUAGCAGACUUCGGGGUCAGCAACCAGUUUGAGGGCAACGAUGCUUUGCUGUCUAGUACAGCCGGCACUCCAGCCUUCAUGGCCCCAGAGACGCUGUCAGACCAGCGCAAGAGCUUCAGUGGAAAAGCUCUGGACGUGUGGGCCAUGGGAGUCACUCUCUACUGUUUCGUCUUUGGAAAGUGUCCGUUUAUUGACGAGUACAUAUUGGCCUUGCACAACAAGAUCAGGACCAGGCCUGUGGAUUUCCCAGAAGUACCAAAGAUCAGUGAAGAGCUGCGGACUCUGAUCUUGCGGAUGCUGGACAAGAACCCAGACUCCAGGAUCACCAUCCCUGAGAUCAAGUUGGACCAGUGGGUGACCCAGGGAGGCAGUGACCCCUUGCCCCUGGAGGAGGAGCACUGCUCUGUGGUGGAGGUGACGGAGGAGGACAUCCAGAAUUCAGUCAAGUUUGUCCCCAGCCUCUCUGCAGUGAUCUUGGUGAAGGCCAUGCUGAGGAAGCGCUCCUUCAGUAACCCCUUCGAAUGCCCGAGCAGGAGAGAGGAGCGGUCCAUGUCCGCACCUGGCAGCCUGCUCAUGGACUCGUGGCCCUUCCGGCCCUCUUUAAAACUCCACCCCUCUCUCAGAAAGGGAAGCACAGGAGACGGACCCAGAGAGGGAGAGCUGGAGGACCUGCAUGAGGACGAGCCCUCGUCUUGAGUCUGCCGUCCACAGAACUCCGUCCUCUUUACAUCCCUGUGCUUGGGACUACUGUUCGCUCACCUCUCACACUCAGGCUUGCUUUGGUUUUUUGCUUCCAGUCGAUCCUUUCUUAUUCCCCCAGUUUCCUUCUUCACUGUGGAGUCCCCCGGCACUAAGUGUGAUCGUCUUACCUGCUCAACCACUAUCGGCGAUGCCAUGGAUAAACCAAUGAGAGGAGCUCUGAUCAUUUUCUGGAUCAAAGUAUUGUUGCAGAAAAAGACAAGGAAAUGUUUGUUCACUUGCAUUAAACUGAUUUGUGGUGGGGGGGACUUUUUUAACUGUAUGUAUGGUGAAUAUUUACGCCCCAUCAUCAGUCAUAGUCAACCCAUUGAAGAGACGAGGAACUCAUCACAGACUUCAGCAUGUAAAUGACACUAUAUCGUCUCUUCAGUGACGUACAGGGCUUUUGAUUUCUGAUCAGUGAUCGGCCAUUUUUAAUAUUGUACAAAGAUGUCUUAAAGUAACUUCAGUGUUCUCGUCUCACACCCUCGUUGUGUAUGUGCCAUCAGUAGGUUUUAUUUUGAAGGCCGAAGUACUUCCUGUGCUGAACUUCAUAGUCCCGGUUGGAUGUCUGAGGGAGACCACACACACCAGGCAGCGGCUUUGUUGGAACACAUUUCAGUGUGACGUUUCCUGCUGUCGAUGCGUGUGACUAUUAAUAUUCUGAUGAUCAUUUUUCUCUCCAAAUCUAUUGUGUUUAUCUGAUUUUGGUUCUCAAACACUGUUAUACUUAACUACAACACCACACACUCCUGUUUGAUGUGAGGUCAAAGUGACAGAGAAUAGAGCACUUCAAGGUGCAUGUUGUUUGAGGACGAGAGGGGACAGAAAGGGAUUAGGAACUGCCCUGACUCCAGUUUAUUCCAAUGGCUAAUUGUCCAGUUAGCGCUCACACAGAUGGAAUUAAAUCAACCUGUGCAGCAUCAUCCAGGUGAAGUGACUGUUCAGAAAUAUUUAGGGUGGGAGGGUGGGGAGGUCAUUAAGGUUAAUGUUAAUGUGGGGAGGGUAGUCAUAGUUGAGAAGGGUCUCUUUAUUAUUAACACCCCAAAUAUACUCUGUCAGUUCGUUGUGAGAAUGAUUUCAACAGAUUUAAUCAAAUAGUCACACAUGAUGGCUCUGGUGUUCACAGUCAUUACAGUAUGUUUAUCAUGUGCAGGACAACAACCUUAUUAUUAUGGCAUUAUUGUUCCAUAAAUAUACUUAAAUGGUAAAAUGAGAUCACACUUUAUUAUAUUUAUUCUUUUUCAGUUAUUAACGGUGAUACCCACCCAGUACUAUACAAGGUGUUGGUGGAGGGUGUUGCAGGUUUUCGUUUGUGUAAGUUGGGGUCCACACAACAAGGCUGGGGACAGUUUUAAGAUGUAACCCCCCCCUCCCCACUCUGGUACUCUUUGCACAGUCCCUAUAUUAGUUUGCCUGGGCCAGUCAAGUUUAUAGAGCUGGGAAAUGUUGGGCUAAUGGGAUAGUCUCCUCAUGCAAGCCCCUUGUUUGCCAUUCGAGUUGGUUGGCUGACUCUAAGGGUUAGUUGUGGUUGUUUAGUCGGAGCCCGACUCAACCCAGCUGAGGACAUUUCUGCCUCCACAGCAGCUCUGCCUCAGAUAACCCAUUUGUAUUAUUUAUAUAACUCAAUUGCCCCCCUUUUUUUUUUUUUUUGCUGGUCUUGCACAUACCCCUUGGGGAAAAAGACAGAUUUUGGAUCUAAACACUCGAACUACAGUGAGAAAGGAGCAUCUCAAUGUUAUGAUUAGGUCCAGGCUGCCAACAAUAACAGCAGCAGCAACAAGCUGAUCGGAAACAGGCAGCCCAGCACUUCACUUUCCCUCUCUUAGCCUGGUUCUCGGUAGCCUCCAGUGGCGUGGUGCGGUCUGAACGGGAAAGUAUUUCACGUGAUGUUAGCGUCCAUGUUUCUGGGUUUGUGCUCAUAGAGACAGUGACGUAAUUACAAAAUCAAAAAUCACGUGGCUCCUGGGGAAUGUAGAUCUUUAUAUAAUUUUUUACUUUUAUUGUUCAGGAAAACAGUUGAUGCAUGCAUAUCAUUGUCUAAAAUGUCUUUGUGUGACUUUGUGUCUGAGGAUUGUGCUCCUCUUUUGUGUUUUCCUGUCUGUGCUGAGGAUCAGGGGCAGUGAGUGACAGCAGGGAGGUGUGUUUGCAGAGUAACCUUCAAUGAAGGGCUGAUCGAACCAAAAAGUAAAAAAUGUUGAAAUGUCUGUUUUAUUUGCUUUAAUGCUGUGUAACACUUUUCUUUUUUAUUUAUUUUUUUACGUAGGUGUGUCCAGCUUUACAUUGUGUGUGUGUUAGAGGUGCAUUAUAAAUAAUGUUGUCGUCUUAAUCAUCUGUGCAUUAUUGGCUCAUGUCAGAGGACUCCGGCCAAUCAUCCUUUUGUGCAUGCUUUAGUUGUUCUUGCUAAAACAUCACUUAUAUUUAAAUGUUUGCACUUUUCCCACUUACACAUACAUGUUGAAAUUACUGCUUCUACUGGCGCCUGCCAGCCACGACACACUGUACAGUUAUUAAUCCAGAGAAAAAACUGUGUUCACCUGUAAAAGACCAUAUUUACUGUGUAUUUGUAUGCUCUCAUACUCUCCUGUGCUCUUUGAUGCAUCACUCUCUGCAUGUCACAGAGCUGCUGCUUGGUUUUUGAGAAUUUUUACAAAAUGAAACUCAAAAUAUGUUUCUGAAACUUCUUCUCCUGCCUGCGCUGAAAUGGCUGCAGCAACUUGACUGGUUUUGAAUAAACUGGUUUUGGUUUGCAUAUCUGCAUGAUGACAGAAUUGUGAAAGUUGUUCAACUCUGGGGCUCUCUGGGUUUUACUUCUGAAAUGAUGCAUAACACCAAAGUACUGUAUGAGCCAGGUUCAGAGCUCAGGAGCAGUCUUCUCAAUCACCCAGCCAACAAUUAUUUUAUCAUAUAUUAAUUAAUACCUCAAAUAUCAUGAAUCACAAUUUGAGGAAAUUUAAACAAGAAGACAAUGAUUUUUUUUGUAACCAUUUAUAAUGCCUUUUAAUUUGUUUGCAUUCAUUCCUGAACUGAAAUAUAUGAGCAAAAAAGUUUUUCACCUUAA